Molecule: messenger RNA, 2952 nt
Organism: Bacidia gigantensis
Lineage: Eukaryota; Fungi; Ascomycota; Lecanoromycetes; Lecanorales; Ramalinaceae
Gene: HSP98
Product: Heat shock protein hsp98
Exons: 2
Coding region: 1-2952 (983 amino acids)
Biological process (GO): cellular response to heat
Cellular component (GO): cytoplasm; cytosol
Molecular function (GO): ATP binding; ATP hydrolysis activity
Source: RefSeq, a predicted model, not a curated record
AUGGAAGGAUCUAGAAGCGGCGAGGACCGUCGACGAACAACAAGCGGAUUCACCAACGGACAAGCCCAAUUAGACAUUACACAUUGUUUCUGGGCAGAGGAAACCUCCAAUUCAAUAACAAGGCGGAGGCAUACAAACCGGGCGUUCACAAUGACAUCUGGAAUGCAGUUCACAGACCGGGGCUCGAAAGCCUUGUCUGAUGCAAACGAUCUUGCCAAACAAUAUUCUCACUCUCAAAUCUUACCUCUCCACCUGGGAGUGUCACUCCUCGACCCCCCGAUAGACGAAUCCAAGGACCAACAGCAGACCACCCAUUCCUCACAUGCCGCCGCAAGCCAGCCGCUUUUAAGACAAGUGGUAGACCGUGCACAUGGCGACAGUCAGUUGCUCGACCGAGCCAUGAAGAAAGCGCUCGUACGUCUACCAAGUCAGGACCCUCCACCAGAAACGGUAUCAGCGUCCCCACAAUUCAUGAAGGUGCUUCGCAGCGCGAACGACCUUCAAAAGACGCAAAAAGACAGCUACAUUGCUAUAGAUCACCUUAUCCAGGCCCUUGUUCAAGACUCAGCGAUACAAAGAUGCCUCGCCGAUUCAAAUGUACCAAAUCCCAAGCUCAUAGACACUGCCAUACAACAAAUACGCGGAACGAAACGGGUUGACUCUAAGACUGCGGAUUCAGAGGAUGAGAACGAGAAUCUGAAGAAAUUUACCAUAGACAUGACAGCCAUGGCAAGAGAGGGAAAGAUCGAUCCUGUCAUUGGCCGUGAAGAAGAAAUCAGGCGAGUGGUACGGAUACUAGAACGACGGACAAAGAACAAUCCGGUGCUUAUCGGAGAGCCGGGUGUAGGGAAGACAACCGUAGUCGAGGGACUGGCCACGAGAAUUGUCAACAAUGAUGUUCCGGCAAAUCUGGCAGCAUGUAAACUGUUGUCGCUUGAUGUCGGAUCGCUUGUAGCCGGAAGCAAAUACAGAGGCGAAUUUGAGGAGCGAAUGAAGGGUGUACUGAAAGAAAUCGAGGACUCGAAAGAAAUGAUCGUGCUCUUCGUUGACGAGAUGCACCUCCUUAUGGGUGCUGGCUCGAGCGGAGAAGGUGGUAUGGAUGCAGCCAAUCUGCUGAAGCCCAUGCUUGCAAGAGGACAGCUACACUGCAUUGGUGCUACGACUCUUGGUGAAUACCGCAAGUACAUCGAGAAAGACCAGGCUUUUGAGCGAAGGUUUCAGCAGGUCCUUGUCAAGGAACCCUCGAUACCUGAAACGAUUUCGAUCCUACGAGGUCUCAAAGAGAAAUACGAAGUGCAUCAUGGCGUAAACAUCCUGGAUGGGGCUAUCGUCGCUGCCGCUGGACUCGCCGCACGCUAUUUAACAGCAAGGAGGUUACCAGAUUCCGCCGUUGAUCUGAUCGACGAAGCCGCAGCGGCGGUCCGAGUCACUCGUGAAUCCCAACCGGAAGCGCUCGACAAUAUGGAGCGUAAGCUUAGACAACUACAGAUCGAGAUUCAUGCACUAGAACGAGAAAAAGAUGAAGCCGCUCGCGCUCGUCUGGACCAAGCCCGUCAAGAGGCAGCCAACGUCGCGGAAGAUCUCAAACCCUUACGUGAGAAGUACGAAUCAGAGAAGCAGAGAAGUAAAGAUAUCCAGGAAGCAAAGAUCAAGUAUGAUCAAUUGAAGGUCAAGCAGGAAGAAGCAGAACGUAUGAAGGAUCUUCAGACUGCUUCGGAUCUCCUUUACUAUGCCAUGCCCGACACCAAAGCUCGAAUAGAACAGCUUGAGGCUGAGCGAGCUCGUGCAGAUGCAGAUCUAUACGCUGUUCGUGGAUCUGAUGCCGUUCAAGAAGCUAUGCUCACAGAUGCGGUUGGUCCGGACCAGAUUAAUGACAUCGUAGCAAGGUGGACUGGUAUACCCGUAACGCGGCUGAGGACGACCGAAAAAGAUAAGCUGCUAACGAUGGAAAAGUCGCUUGGGAAAGUCGUCGUAGGUCAGAAGGAAGCUGUCGGCUCGGUUUGCAAUGCCAUACGGCUGCAAAGAUCCGGUCUCGCAAAUCCGAAUCAACCUCCAUCAUUCCUCUUCUGCGGUCCGUCUGGGACUGGUAAGACUCUCCUAACAAAAGCGCUAGCGGAAUUCCUUUUCGAUGACCCUAAAGCAAUGAUUCGCUUCGAUAUGUCUGAGUACCAAGAGCGACACUCAUUGUCUCGAAUGAUUGGUGCGCCACCUGGCUAUGUUGGUCACGAUGCUGGUGGACAACUCACAGAGGCUCUACGACGGCGACCAUUUUCGAUCCUCCUAUUCGACGAAGUCGAGAAAGCCGCCAAGGAGGUACUUACCGUCCUCCUUCAGCUUAUGGAUGACGGGCGCAUCACAGAUGGCCAAGGCCGGAUCGUCGACGCGAAGAACUGUAUAGUAGUCAUGACGUCCAACCUAGGCGCUGAGUUCCUAGCACGGCAGAACGCACCUGACGGCAAGAUCGAUACAACAACGAGAGAAAUGGUCAUGAACGCCCUUCGCAACUACUUUCUACCCGAAUUCCUCAACCGUAUCAACUCGAUUGUCAUCUUCAACCGCCUGACCAGAAGAGAGAUAAGGAAGAUUGUCGACGUCCGGCUGGACGAGAUUCAGAAGCGACUCUCAGAAAACAACAAAAAAGUCAAGAUCGUUUGCACGAACGAUGUCAAGGACUAUCUUGGCGAUGCGGGUUACUCUCCAGCCUAUGGCGCUCGUCCGCUCGCGCGACUGAUUGAGAAGGAGGUGCUCAACCGUCUGGCUGUGCUCAUACUACGGGGUGCGAUACAGGACGGAGAGGUGGCACGAGUUGUAAUGGACGACGGAAGAGUGACAGUGCUGUCGAAUCAUAAGGAUGACGAUGACGACAGCACCGAUGAGGAUGCGAUGUUGGAUGAUGACGAGGUGGAGGACUUGCUGGAUGGGGAGGGGGAGAUGGAUCUCUACAAUGAUUAG